UACAUGGUAUCAUAUAGUACAAAGCCAAUUGUUUUGUUUCGCUUCAUCGUCAAUCAUAAGUGGUCCAAAAGUUAAGGCUGCCUGCGAAGGCUGCCCCAAUCUGACCAGGCCAGCCAGGUCACACUCAAUAGUAGUAGAGGGUUAUAAGAUAAUGACUGGUCGAGGCAGGUCUGCUCACCCGCCUGGUGGCUGCCUCCCCGUCGGACAGCUGGCCCCUCUCCUCAGGGGUAGACGGGAAGUCCAGACCAGACUCCAGUGUCAUAAAUUUUUUUCUCGCAGUAGGCGCCGGCUGACGGUUGCAUCAGCAGCAUUGACUGGACGUGCUAGACUGCUACAGCAUAGCAGGGAACAGACGGCGACUCGCCAGUGGACCACAGCUUCACGUCGUGGGUCUUACUGGAAGAGCGUGUCAUCAGGCCCAAAGUCAGUGUACCAGCAGGAAGGUAGAGAGAGAAAAUAGCAUCGUCUAGUCCUCGUCUAUUGCAGAUAUCGUAUCCAAGGCUGUUCCACCCUGGUUCACGCGGUUGCACCGAAAACACACACACACUCCAGCCUCUUCACCACAGCCAGCCAGACUGAAGAUCAAUCUG
Messenger RNA from Aspergillus welwitschiae, 590 nucleotides. RefSeq lists its product as uncharacterized. The record is from RefSeq and is a predicted model, not a curated record. The coding region runs from base 152 to 460 and encodes 102 amino acids. The transcript has a single exon. NCBI's taxonomy places the organism in Eukaryota, Fungi, Ascomycota, Eurotiomycetes, Eurotiales, Aspergillaceae.